This is a messenger RNA of Macadamia integrifolia, 1274 nucleotides long. Its product is annotated as gamma-secretase subunit APH1-like. Gene Ontology annotation, cellular component: gamma-secretase complex; membrane; endoplasmic reticulum. Lineage: Eukaryota; Viridiplantae; Streptophyta; Magnoliopsida; Proteales; Proteaceae. Gene Ontology annotation, biological process: positive regulation of catalytic activity; protein processing. The transcript has 6 exons. The coding region runs from base 196 to 909 and encodes 237 amino acids. The record is from RefSeq and is a predicted model, not a curated record. Gene Ontology annotation, molecular function: protein-macromolecule adaptor activity.
UGGAGAAGUUGCCAAUGUCAUCUUUGACUCGCGGCAAGUAGCCUCACUCAGUGCCAAACCGAUCCGGAUUCCGGGGGAUAGAGAGAGAGAGAGAGAGAGAGGGUGAGAGUUUCAACCUGUUGGCCGUUGCAGACUUCUGUAUACGCGAGUGAGUUGAAACCACAUCAACUCCCCCCCCCCCCCCCAAAGGGCACCAUGACAGUAGCAGCAGGCAUAGGUUAUGCGUUGCUAGCCCUUGGACCUUCUCUCUCGCUGUUCGUCGUUGUAAUCGCCAAGAAACCUUUCUUGAUUCUCACUGUCCUGUCAAGUACAUUGUUAUGGUUAGUGAGCUUGAUUGUUCUUUCGGGAGUGUGGAGGGCAUUUCUUCCCCUGAAAUCGACAACCUGGUGGCCAUAUGGAAUUCUUAUCAUCACAUCCGUUGGUUUUCAGGAAGGUCUUAGGAUUUUAUUCUGGAAGGUUUACAAGAGGUUGGAAGAUAUCUUGGAUGCUUUUGCUGAUAGAAUUUCAAAACCUCGCCUUUAUUUGAUGGAUAAGAUGCAAAUUGCCCUUGCUGGAGGUCUGGGUCAUGGUGUGGCCCAUGCUGUCUUUUUCUGUCUUAGCCUCUUAACGCCUGCUUUUGGUCCAGCAACCUUUUAUGCUGAUCGGUGCUCAAAAAUACCUUUCUUCCUUGUUUCUGCACUUAUUUCUCUUGGGUUUGGUACCAUCCAUACCUUCUCAAUGGUCAUAGCAUUCAAUGGAUAUGCAGAAGGCAAUAAAACAGAUCAAAUAUUUGUUCCUGUCAUUCAUCUAAUUGCUGGAAUUGUGAUCAUUUACCCUCAAGUUGCAAGGGGUGGUCGAGAAGUGUCCGUAAGUAGGAAAAUGACCGGGACUGUGGGAGCAAUGAGAGAGAAGAAAGCGUUGACUCUUUAGUUGCUUUGGUUUCUGUUGUGCCUGUACUUGGAAUACUUUCCAUCAUGUUCAUCUCGUUUAGCCACGUGGGCUGAUAGGCCAACCUGUCAAAUUUAGUGGCCUUCCUUAAUAUUAAGGCAUAUCGUUUAUAGGUAUUGGGUUAACUGUCAGUGUUGAGCUCUCUUAUAAUUCUCAAAAAAAUUUAACUUCUAUCAUGAUUCAUUAGAAUGCCAUAAUUAUGUGACAGUUGCAGUUAUUAUUAUUAUUAUUAUUUUUUUUGUAAGAUAAAUAGUUACAGUUAGACAUCAUAUCAACGAGGAUAUCGAAGAUCAUCGAAGACCAGUCCUGAAUGGUGGGUUGUAGAAGGUCAACAACUUUACUGUCUA